Messenger RNA from Cylas formicarius (sweet potato weevil), 9754 nucleotides. RefSeq lists its product as uncharacterized. NCBI's taxonomy places the organism in Eukaryota, Metazoa, Arthropoda, Insecta, Coleoptera, Brentidae. Bases 506 to 5722 code for a protein of 1738 amino acids. The record is from RefSeq and is a predicted model, not a curated record. Gene Ontology annotation, molecular function: protein binding. The transcript has 16 exons.
CUGCCAUGUUUAGUUUAUCUGUCUAUUUUGAAAAGUGCUCGAUAUUUAGUGAUCAAGUUUAUUAUGAAAAUUGGUUACCGUUCAGAAAAAUAUAAUAAACACGAAACAGGGCGUGGUUAUUUAGAAUGCACCCCAUUUCGCAUCCAUUUUGCCGUAUUUGUAAAAUGUUUCUGUUUACAUCUUUAACCCAAAGCCUCAUUCGGAUUCCUAGGGUCUGAAGUUGCAGGUAACCGCGCAAAGGCUUUAGCGAGCCCAAUUCUGCAUCGAUGUCUACAGGCUAGUUUUUUACAUUGUAGCAGGCUCGACGAUUUUGAAAGUCUUUAAUAUUCCUGUUCCUUUAGUACGAAACAUUUCUCGUCUGUAGGACGACGGUUUAUUUCACAUUAAGUUUCCAGCCGGGAGCGUUUUUGAUCUGGAUCUGCAAAGCGAGGCGGCAGGGGGCGGCGGCGGAGGCGUCACGGCCCACCCUCCUACAGAGGAAGCCCCGGAUUAUAAUAAUGGAGACAUGAACGAUCGUCCGGAUCCAAUCACCUCUCCCACUACGUCAAGCGUCGCAGUAGCAGUAGCAGUACCAGAGAGAGGCGAAGUAGCUCAGGAACUGCCUCGGAUCGCAUCGAAAUUGUCGCCCUUCCCGAAGGCGGCAUCGAACCCGCCCCUGAUAACCGUUUUGAAUUCGACCGGCCCGCUGACGGUGCUGAAAAAUCUGUGCGUGUCGGCCGCGACGCCGCCCCAAUACGCCGCCGCCAUCGGCGUGACGAACGCGGUGGUGGGUAAAUCUCCCACCGUCACCGUAUUGAGUUGCGGACCCCUGAGUAGCGCGGUCGCGGUCGUGAAGACUAUCGACGCCCCCAUCAACAGUCUAGUGACGGGAGGCGCAGGGACGGUCGUCGAGAGCCGAGGCCAUAAUGUUUUCGUUAAGAACACGACUUGUGUGGACACGGGAGGCGGAUGCGCCGGGGAUAGUGGUCAGAAGUCGUCGGUGGGGCCCGCCCCUCCCCAGACGAACGUAAUACACAACGCUGCCAAACCGUCGACCGUGAACGGCCAACGGAACCGUCUGAAGGUGCUCUGCAACGCCCCCUCUAUGACGCAAUCGACCGCCCUAACCAGCAAGAUGCACAUCGUUAACCAGCAGCAAAAGUACCCGCGGCACUCCGUUCGGAGUUUCGCCAAGCCGCCGGCGGCUGCAAACGCGCUCGUGAACAGCGCGAAGGCGUCUCCGGGCCCCGCCCCUUCUCCCUUAUCUACCAAGCAGCAGGCGCAGAAAGCGAUCGCGAGUUAUCCGCCCAAAGGGCAACAGCAGCAGCAGCAGCGCAGUAUAAAGACGCUGCAACCGCAGCAGCAGCAUAUGCCGCCCCAUCAGCAGCAGCGGGUCGGUCUGAGGACGAUCCCAGCCCAGAAACACCAAAAGGUGGGCGCCCCCAAGCCGAACUAUAUCGGGAAACACGCGAUCCAAGGCCACAAGGCGAGGCCGACUUACGGGAGGGUCAAGAGUCCUAAGGCGGCGCCCGGAAACCACCACCCCCACCAUCACGAGAAACAGUUGACGUUCAAUCAGGCGCUGACUGCCCAGAUCAUCGAGACGUUGAGCAAUACCAGCGUGCCUCAGCCCAGCAAUAGGUGCGAGGCGUUGCCGGCCCGAUACGACAGUGCCUUCACGUGUCCCGAUAAACAGUACUUGGGCGCGGCCAAAGAGGAGGACAAAUCGAAAUCGGGCCUCGACACGUUGUCGCUGAUUUGCCAGGCGGUCCUCCUCGAUCACAACUACAACGCGACGUUGCCGUGCGAGCUGCCUUCGCGCCCCGCCCCCCCGCUCAACACGCAGGCGCACCUAAACGGCGUAACGAACAGCACGCUGUACGGCGCGACGCCCGGCAAGAAACGGACGCAAAGCGUCGGUUCGGCGGCGACGGCGCCGCUCGCGGUGGGCGUUCCCGGCGCGACCGCCCUUAGGAAUUACGAAGACGACGGCGGUUCGGACGUUUCGGACGUUUCGGAGCACAAGCACGACACCGAGGGCGAGGAAACCGACACGGCACCGGAAGCCGAGGAGGUUAAGAAUGAGGACCCGUCCGAUCACUACGGCGACUACGUCACGAGGUGCAUUUGCGGUUUCCUUCACGACGACGGCUACAUGGUCGAGUGCGACCGCUGCAAGGUGUGGCAGCACGUGCAGUGCGUGGUGAAAAACCGGCAGGUGCCGGACGAGUACCUUUGCGAGAUCUGUGAUCCGUCGAAACACGUGGACCGUCAAAAGGCGCGGGUCAUUCAGCAGCAGUGGAUGCGCGACCGUCAGCUACUCGACCCGAAGCUCAGGCUGAAGCCGCCGAAGAUAAAAAGCGACGACACGGAGAGCUCCGACGAAGAACAUAUUAAAGCCCGGAACAACAACACUCCGAAGGGCGGCAAGCAGCCGGCGAUAGGGCGGCGAAAAUCGGAGGGCGGCGCGGCCCGCAAAGACGCGAAAGAGGCGGCGGCGGUGCCGGCGACGGCGGCGCCGCCUCCAAAACGGCCCAAACGCAAGGAGCGAAAAGUCGCGAAACGGAAGUCGAAGUCGACACCCGCGAGACAGCAGGCCGCCGCCGGCGUCGCGACGGCCGCGCAGGCGCACAGCGAAGACGAAAACCAAGAGGCGUGGUCCGCCCAUCAUCUGCCGCAGCUGCGGCAGUGGAUCGAAAAGUACGAAGAGGCGGUCACCAAUCAUUACUCGCCGGAGUUGCGGGCGCGAAUAUCGAGCAUCCGCGUCAACGGCGUGCACCAAACGGACCAGAGCACCGCCCACUACGACGCUUCGAUCAGCAAGUGUCGGGUGCACACGCAACCGUUGACCGAGAUGCGGUACCUGAUGAGUACCGCCCGUUUGGCGCCCAACGUGCCGGUCAUAGAGCUGCGCGGCAAGUACAUGCUGUCGAAUCAGCACCGGAACUCUUGCGGGCCGUUAAAUACGCGGCAACACACGCAGCGACCGGGGCCAUUUUUGUUUUUCUACCGACUGCAGAAGGACAACACGGAAAUUUGCGUGGACACGAGGACGUACGGCAACGACGCCCGGUUUAUACGGCGCUCGUGCCGUCCGAACACGGAACUACGCCACUGCAUCGAAAAGGGGGCGCUCCACCUGUACGUGGUGAGCAUCGCCGACGUCGAAAAGGACUGCGAGUUGACCAUCAAGCACGAGUCUCACGAUCUCGCUGCGGUAGGCACGACGCACAUCGCCUGCGCGUGCGGACGUCCAGAUGACUGUACCGUCAACCGGACCACCAUCAGGAAAAACGGCGACCUGCCGGAGAAGAAAAGGCGAACGAAACGAAGCACGUCAUCGAACUUGUCCCCGCCGGAGUCGAAACGGCCGCUCCGGGAGGCGGCCGUCAAGGCGGAACCGGCAGAACCGCCCCCGCAGGCCGCGGUCUUUCCGAAGCAAGAGGUGGCGGAACCGGCGACGAUCAAACCGGAACCUCUCGACGUUCGGGUGAAGCUCGAACGCGACGAAAAGCCCAUUAAGAAGGAAGAGGUGGCGGGGGAAGAGGAUGAGGAGGAGGACGACGUGAAACCCGAGGAGUCCCCGCCCUCGGUCAAACGCGAAAAGAUCAAACGGGAGGAGGGGAGUUCGCCGCCUCCGCCGGCCCGUGCCGCCACGCGGCGCUCUUCGUCGUCGAACAAGGAGGAGGAAGCGAAAACGGACUCCGUCGUGGCCGCCGCCGCCGUUUCCGAGCAGAAAACGACCAAAAGUAACGGGAAAAAGCUGAGCCGGGAGGAGAGGAAGCUGGAGGCGAUCCUGCGUGCCAUCGAGCAGAUGGAAAAGGCGGACCAGCGGAAACAGGGACACCAGGCGAAGCACGCGGCCUCGCAUCGACGGGAAUCCGAACCCGGGGUGCCGUCCGACGACAAGCAGGAACCGAAGAUGAAGCGACGAAAGAGGCGGGGCCGGGCGCGCACCACCAGCACUAGCGCCGCGCACGGCGGCCGGCGGAACCGACUCAACUCGACCGAUUCGUACAUGACGUCAGGCGACGAGAACCUUUUGUCGCCUAGCGACGGCCCCGCCCCUCCGCCGAAACGCUACUCGAAGGAGGACACGGAACACACGGGGCUCCUGCUCGCGCUGUCCUCGAUGCACGACUCGAAAGGCAAGAGGACGCCGCCCCGCGAACUCGAUAACAACUCCAAUUCGGCGCAGUCGUCGCCCGAGACCCACCUGUCGUCCGCGUGUUUGCUGGUGCAGGCCGCCGUCGAACCUCUGGAGCAGGGCUUCAAGUUUCCGAAGACGAAGAAGGGGUUGAUGAACGAAUGGUUGAACAAGGCGCCAGAGCCGGUGCAAGCGGCCAGCUCGAUCUAUCCGCCGUCACUGGUGCCCCACAUCAGUCCCACCGCUAUCGACGACGCGGAAAUGAAAGUGUUCGGUUCCGGCACUGGCAUCGGCACUUGUUAUUCCGAUAAUUCCGCCUCGCAUCAGCAGCAACAGCAGCAGCGCGGCGGCAACGCGAAGAAACGCUGGUUGCGACAGGCGAUCAGCGAGGAUCAUUCGAGCGAAGGAUUCAGCUAUCGACCAGACUCGCCGCUGUCGAACGAGAUGGUCGCUCCGCCCAAGAAACGCAAACUGCCGCGGGAGUCGCUGUCCAGCGAGAAUUCACUGCAGAGCGCGCCACCGAAAAGCCCCAACGUGAAAAACGACAUGGACGUGUUCGGCGAUCUUUACUGCUCGAAAAUGGGCGGGGAAGCGUGUUCGCAGACGAUCGACACUGCCGAGCUCGCCAGUGGCGGCGGCGGCGCCGGCGGGGGCGGUCUGUUCGAACGCGGCGACCACCUGGUCGGUGCCGUCGAAAAGACGUUGAGCAUAUUCGGUUUCCGCAACGAGCAGGCGGAGCCCGUGACACCGCCCAAAAGGAAGGUUAAGCUGUCCAUCACGGAGUACCUGCAACGGAAGAAACUCAACAGCGACAAGACGGACGAACCGGAACCGGAACCGGAGUCUAGUGCGGAAGACAAUUCGGUCGACGUGCCCAAGACGGGCGCGACCACGCCCCAACCUCGGUCACGCAGUUCGAGCUUCAGCUCCUCCAUGUCUAGUGACGAGGACACCGCCCAGACAAUAACCGUCAGCAAAGCUUCCGUGUUCAAUUCGGAACCUACCGAGCUCGAACGUCAACGGGAGAUAUCGAGCAUCAGGCUGAAGAAGGUCUUCGGACUGGCGGUGGAUGAUUCCAACAAGACUCUGGACACUAGCACGAUAUUCGGCGACAUCCAGUCGAAGCUAAAAUCGUUCGCCACUUCGCUGGCCAGCCCCACGUUCUCGGAGAAGUCGUUGAGCGAGGCGCCGCCCCCUCCACCGCCGCCUCCUUCCGAGCCGCCGACCGUCGCCGCCCCCGCGGAGCCGGACGAGCCGGUCGCAGGGGAAGACGGCGUCGGCGAUGACGUGAACGACACGACGCGAGGCGAUGCGGACGAGCCGAACGUUUUUUAUACGCCCGACGACGACGACGACCACGAGGGGGCGGGGACGACGCGUUUCGAGCCGGCUCCGCCCCCCGAGAGCAGCGUCAGCUACGUGCCGCCGUUCAACAACCCCAUUUACCCGAACAACAACUUCAACGCCUAUACGUCGACGAUAGACGACGACUCCCGAUAUCAGAGCCGGAACCCGUCUCCACCACCUCCGCCGCCGCCCCCCGAGACGGACGCCGAUGUUACGCCAAACGCCGUCGCCACGCCCGCGACGCCCUAAGACAGGGGGCGGGGCGCGGGCCGCGAAACUAGUGCAAUUAUGGGUGCAGUGCGGGACGCUGGGUGAAAAUCGGUGAAUCGUUAGCGACGCCACUGGCCCGUCGGGUUAUUUCUCUUUUUUUUCCCGAAUCGGAGCAAUCUCAUGUUGGGGGGGGGCGGCGGGAGGGUCACGCCGCGAAAUAGUACAAAUAUAAACUAUUUAUGUGUGGGGAUCGGUGGGCGGGGUACGAACCGAAACCCUCGGGAUAUCGUCUUAUUUUUCUAAGUUUCUCAUUGCCGUCGGUUUAAUGUCGCCCAGUACGUUAUAAUUUUUUUUUUUUUGUUUUUGAAUCUAUUUUUUUACGUGCGCCCGUCUGCGUGUGUGUGUGUGUGUGUGUGUGUGUGUGUGCGCGUGUGCGUGUCGUGAGCGCGAGCGCCGUCACUCCCGGGCCGCCCUGUACAUACAGAUUGUUAUUUUUCGCCCGCCAGGGCGGCGCACGCCGCUGUACAUAGCUAUGACAAGGCCCCGCCGCGCGCGUAGAAUGUGAGCCCCGCGCGUCCGUCGCGGUUUUCGCAUUUUGUCGGGUCGCCGGAUGCGAAAUUGACGUUUUGGGAAGUUCGCGAACCAAAAAAAAAAAAAAAAACGCGAAAUGUGGAGGGGGGCGUUUUGAAAAAACGCGCCCCCCACUGUCGGCCGCAGGUUCGUCAUCCACGAAAAAGGAAAACAAUUGGGAUUUGCAAGUAAAAUCGCGAUUGUUUGAAAAUUAAAUAAAUUUUUUUGGUUUCUGAGGAGGACCAUAGGUACGUUACUGAUUUUUUUUACAGGAUGUUAAAACUUAAAAAAGUAACGUGUAUCAAAUUUUUAUUAGAUUAGAUACGAAAACAAUAAUUAAAAAAGUUGCACUUUCAGUGGCUUAUUCAAAGUGAAUAACAAAAGUUGCGAAAAAUGUCAGCGGCGUAGAUCAUUUCUUGAAAUAGUAAACGUUUAGUUCCUAAGAAAGACUAUGCCGUGUUCCAGUGUCGUCCCUAAUUGAUCUUUAUGGGCAACGGUACGCUACUGAUUUUUUGUUUUUCGAUAAAUGCUUAGUUCUCGUGAUAGAGGGUGUUAAACUUUUAAAAGUAACGGCAUUUAUAACAGAGUGCGUUUCGUCGUUUUCUUUGCUAUUUAUUUUUCUAGAAAUGUGUGUCAAAUUUUGAUUAGAUUAGAUACGAAAACGAGAAUUAACUAAGUUGCACUUUCAUUGUCUUAGUCAAAGUAUAAUAACAAAAGUUGCGAAAAAAGUCAGCGGCGUAGAACAUUUCUUGAAAUAGUAAACGUUUACUUUCUAAGAAAGACUAUGCCAUUUGUUCCAGUGUCGUCCGUAAUUGAUCUUUAUAGGUAACAAUACGGUACGCUACCGAUUUUUUUUUUUUAAUGCUUACGUCGCUUCCGCCGUUUUCUUGAUUAUUUAUUAUUUAAGUACUAUGUGUAUCACAUUGGCCCAAAAAUAAAAUGUUCAUGAAAAUACGUAUUAUCAAUUUUCAUGAUUUUUAUUAGAUUAGAUGCCAAAACAAGAAUUAAAAAAGUUUCUAGUGGCUUGUUCAAAGUAAAUAACAAAAAUUGCGAAAACAGCGGCGUAAAUCGCUUCUUAAAAUGUUAAACAUUAAAAAGAAAACGUAAAUUAUAAAAAUGUUAAAUAUUUUUUGGCGAAUUUUGUUAAAAUUUGGCAACGCAAUGUACAGCAAUUUUUCCUUAAUUGAGAUAAAAAUUGAAAGUAUCGAAAUAUUUUUUUCUUCAAUACAUACGUACUUAGUUCGUAAGGACUACCUAACGCCAGUGAUUUUUUUUUAGGUAAAUGCAUGAUACAGGGUAUUAAAAUAAAAAAAACACUUGUAACAUAGUGCAAAAAUCCUUAAGUCGUUUUUUUUUUUUGGUUAUUUUUUUAUAACAAGUUUACUGUGUAUCAGACCGGUCCCAAAAAAUAAAAUGUUCGUGAAAAUACGUUUUGUUAAUUUUCUAGAUUUUGAUUUGUGCUGAAGCAUUAAAAACGUUACUUGGUGGCUUGUUCAAAGUAAAUAACAAAAAUUGCGAAAAAACUCAGCGGCGUACGUCGCUUCUUAAAAUGUUAAACAUUAAAAGAAAACGUAAAUUAUAAAAAUGUUAAAUAUUUUUUGUCGAAUUUUGUUAAAAUUUGGCAACGCAAUUUGCAACAAUUUUGCCUUAAUUGAGAUAAAAAUUAGAAGUAUCUAUAUAAUUUUUUUCGAAACAUACUACGUACUUAGUUCCUAAGGACUACCUAACGCUAGUGAUUUUUUUUAGGUAAAUGCAUAGUUUUCAUGGUACAGGGUGUUAAAAUAAAAAAAAACACUUUUGUAACAUAGUGCGAAAAUCCUUAAGGCCUUUUUGUUUGGUUGUUUUUUUUUUAAAACAAGUUUACUGUAUAUCAGACUGGUCCCAAAAAAUAAAAUGUUCAUGAAAAUACGUAUAGCCGGAUUUACUUCAAAUUAUACGGGGUGAUGUAAGAGGAGGUGCUCUGCCUCCAUAAAAUAUUUUCAAAUAAGCAAAGUUGCCGCUUCAACGUAGAGGUUUGAACCUUUCAAGAAAUCCGAUUGAUGUUGUGUUAGAUGGAACAUACAACAUAGAAAUGAGAAUGUGUCUUGGGACAACGCGGUUUAUUGAGUUAUUUCAAGAUAGCGCACCCUGUAUACUUACCAUCUCUUACCGUCUUUGAAAUAAAAAUUAAUUUUCAUGAUUUUUUACCUCCUUUAGACGGAACGAACCCCAUUUUCAUUCAGUUUUAGUGUCCAACCAUCCAGCCCUUUUUCGAAAGUCAAUAAUCGAUCAACCGAGACUGCAGAUUCCUUCCUGUCAAAUUCCACACGCUUUUCCGUGAACAGGGUGCCAAUUUAAAAGAUCGUACUUUAUUAGAUUUUAUGAGAUUAGGAAAACGGCGAAAUAGUUGAAAAGAAACUAAAAUUAAAUAAAAAUGGGAUGUUGUCAUGCGCGAAAUUUUCUUCGAAAUGACGGUGUUGGCCAUUGAUAUUUUAUAAAAAUCACGAGAGUUAAAAUUAAAAACGGAAGAAUAUGCAUUCUGUGCUAUAAAGAAACUCGAUAAACCGUGUUUCUAACGUACAAGAAUGAAUGAAUGAUUUAUUAGGAUUUUUCCGAUUGUCCAAAUUGCUUAAAAAUCAAGGAAAUUAUUUUUGCAUUUCCAUAGACGUACUAAACCAAACCUGACACCCUGUAUAGUUUGAAGUAGACCAUUGAUCCGUUCCGUUUAGUUCACGGAUAUUUUUUGCAAUUCCUGUUAUCUACUAUAAACAAGUUUUUUGACUUUUGAGAUGUUUUCGGAAAAUUGACUAAACCUAUUUUUGUAAACAUUUAUUUUUUGCAUUUUUUGGAAACGUAAGUAUUUCGGACCUAUUUUUUUUUUGGAUGACGGGUCUCCAGCUACGCUUUUGAAAUUUUUUUGAUUAAAAAAUUUUUGUGGUGGACCUUGAUUGUGGUUAAAAAACGCCAUUUUGGUAUUCCCAAAAUGCCAGUGCUGCAUCUCGAAGGUUUCGAAAACUAAAGGGGGGAGCGACUCGCCUUCUACACGCCCUGUAUAUUAUGUACAUAUAUAAAUAGUGUCUAUUUAUCUAAAAACAGAAAAAAAACAGUGAGAGAGAGGAAGAAAAUUUAAAUAGUUGGGCGUCUUUGUUGUGUUUAUAUUUUUCCAUUUAUUUAUUAUUCGGAUCAAAAAAUCGAAGAAAGGAACGGUGGGAGAGAGAGGAGAGAAAUUUGAUAAACCGUAUUGUUGAUUGUAAAGUAUAAAUAAAAUAUUUUCUCGCCCUAGCGGCGAGAAUUGUUACGUUUAGCGUCGCGGCGCGAGCGGGUGGGGGGCGGCGCCGCCUCCCCUUCGGUACGUUACGACGACGUCAGUAUUAUGUUUUUUUGGGGUGAUGGUGGGGGGGGCGGUGCGCGAUCCGGACCCUUCUCGAACGCAAAACGAUAUAAAUUUUUACUAUUUUACUAUGUAACACAGCUGUAUAUAAUCGAUGUUAGUAUGAUUUGUGUACAAUUAAAAUAACUCAU